UCGCCAGCAAAUGAAACCCCCCGACUCAACCCAAGCCAGGCGAUGGAGUCCCUCGCCCUGUCACGCCCACCGCCGCCUCGGCUGCCGGCGAUGGCGAGGCUUGCCCCACUCGCCGCCUCCUUUCGCCUCCACCACCAUUCUCCGGGGUCCCACGCUGGUGUCAGAAGAGGGCCACUUGUCGCUGCUGAUGCCCUGCCUUCGUCUUCGUCGUCGGCUCACACGUUUCAGCCGGAGGCGAUCUCUCUCGCCCCACCCCUCAAGAGUGUCUCGGUGGACUCUUUGCAGUACGAAAGCGGCUCCCUUGGGGGCAUCUCCGAGAAGACCAAGCUGUCGCUGCCGCCACCGGGUGAUGUAGGUCAAAACGGGGCGUUGAAUCCGAUGGAGUACCUGACGAGUAUACUGACGUCGAGGGUUUAUGAUGUGGCGAUCGAGUCGCCGCUGCAGCUGGCGCCGAAGCUAUCGGCGAGGCUUGAGGUCGAUCUUUGGCUCAAGAGAGAGGACUUGCAGCCGGUAUUCUCCUUCAAGUUGCGAGGAGCCUACAAUAUGAUGGCUAAACUUCCAAGGGAGCAAUUGGAUAGGGGUGUUAUCUGCUCAUCGGCUGGAAACCAUGCCCAAGGAGUUGCUUUAGCUGCUCAGAGACUAGGUUGUGAUGCAGUGAUUGUAAUGCCAGUGACAACGCCAGAAAUCAAGUGGCGAUCCGUUGAGAGAUUAGGUGCAACAGUUGUCCUUAAGGGGGACUCUUAUGAUGAAGCACAGUCACAUGCAAAGCAACGUGGAGACCAGGAGGGUCGGACAUUCAUACCUCCAUUUGAUCAUCAUGAUGUUAUUGCAGGCCAGGGAACAAUCGGAAUGGAAAUAAUUCGCCAAAUGAGUAGUCCACUACAUGCAAUAUUUGUACCAGUUGGAGGUGGUGGAUUGAUAGCAGGAAUUGCUGCUUAUGUAAAACGGGUUCGCCCAGAGGUAAAGAUCAUUGGAGUAGAGCCUUCUGACGCAAAUGCAAUGGCAUUGUCUCUAUAUCAUGGGGAGAGGAUCAUGCUAGAGCAAGUGGGAGGAUUUGCAGAUGGUGUGGCUGUGAAAGUGGUUGGAGAAGAAACUUUUCGCCUGUGCAGGGAACUUGUUGAUGGAGUGGUUCUUGUUAGUCGUGAUGCUAUUUGUGCAUCUAUAAAGGAUAUGUUUGAGGAGAAAAGGAGCAUACUAGAGCCAGCUGGUGCUCUCGCUCUAGCUGGUGCAGAAGCCUACUGCAGAUACUAUGGUUUGAAAGAUGAGAAUAUUGUUGCAAUAACUAGUGGGGCAAACAUGAAUUUUGAUAGGCUAAGGCUGGUAACUGAACUAGCUGAUGUUGGUAGGAAACGCGAGGCUGUUCUGGCAACUCAUCUACCAGAGGAGCAAGGGAGUUUUAAAAAAUUCUGUAAACUGGUUGGCCCUAUGAAUAUUACAGAGUUCAAGUACAGAUAUGAUUCACGUAAAGAACAUGCUCUUGUUCUUUAUAGUGUUGGUGUUCAUACUGACUCGGAACUUGCAGCAAUGAUACAUCGAAUGGAACAUGCACAACUUAAAACUUUUAACCUCACCAGUGAUGACUUAGCAAAAGAUCAUCUGCGAUACUUUAUGGGAGGGCGAUCAAAUGUUCAAGAUGAACUACUUUGCCGAUUUAUCUUCCCUGAGAGGCCAGGAGCUCUAAUGAAAUUCUUGGACUCCUUUAGCCCACGUUGGAAUAUCAGCUUGUUCCAUUAUCGAGCACAGGGUGAGACUGGUGCAAAUGUGUUGGUCGGCAUCCAAGUUUCUAAGGCCGAUAUGAAAGAGUUCAAGAUUGGAGCUCAGAAUCUUGGAUAUGAGUUUACAUAUGAGAUGAACAACGAGGCGUAUCGGCUGUUGAUGCAGUGAUAAUUAAUAAAUUAGACACCUGCGCCAUUUCUACACCAUGAAUCAUGAAUAGCCGCUUCUAUUAGAAGUUUCCUUGUGAAAAAACUUAUCAAAUGCUAGGGGGGGACUUUGGCUUGUUGAAAUUGUUCUAUAUAUGCUUUACUGUUGCUGUUAUCUUUAGUUCUUGAUUUGGGUCAUGUAGUUUCAAUUCUACUGGUCUCAAAAUUGUUCCUUAUAUGGUUUGCUGUUGCAGUUAUCUUUAGUUCUUGAUUUGGAUCUUGUAGUUUCAUAUCUUCUGGUAUUUCUAAAUCUACAGGAAGGCUGGCUUCUUUUGUA
Messenger RNA from Musa acuminata subsp. malaccensis (wild Malaysian banana), 2199 nucleotides. Its product is annotated as threonine dehydratase 1 biosynthetic, chloroplastic. Lineage: Eukaryota; Viridiplantae; Streptophyta; Magnoliopsida; Zingiberales; Musaceae. Gene Ontology annotation, biological process: L-serine catabolic process; L-threonine catabolic process. Gene Ontology annotation, molecular function: L-serine ammonia-lyase activity; threonine deaminase activity; pyridoxal phosphate binding. The record is from RefSeq and is a predicted model, not a curated record.